Molecule: messenger RNA, 8519 nt
Organism: Biomphalaria glabrata
Lineage: Eukaryota; Metazoa; Mollusca; Gastropoda; Planorbidae
Product: phosphatidylinositol 3,4,5-trisphosphate 5-phosphatase 2-like
Exons: 29
Coding region: 875-4456 (1193 amino acids)
Biological process (GO): phosphatidylinositol dephosphorylation
Molecular function (GO): phosphatase activity; protein binding
Source: RefSeq, a predicted model, not a curated record
UCUCUGCGGUGCAAUGUGGUUUCUCUGUGGUGCAAUGUGGUUUCUCUCUGGUGCAAUGUGGUUUCUCUGUGGUGCAACGUGGUUUCUCUGCGGUGCAAUGUGGGUUCUCUGCGGUGCAAUGUGGUUUCUCUGUGGUGCAACGUGGUUUCUCUGCGGUGCAAUGUGGUUUCUCUGUGGUGCAAUGUGGUUUCUCUGCGGUGCAAUGUGGUUUCUCUGCGGUGCAAUGUGGUUUCUCUGCGGUGCAAUGUGGUUUCUCUGCGGUGCAAUGUGGUUUCUCUGCGGUGCAAUGUGGUUUCUCUGUGGUGCAAUGUGGUUUCUCUGGUGCGCUGCCAAAGCCUCUUGUACUCGCGGUCCUUGCUAAGUGAGCACCUGUACUUGACUGAUUGGAAAGCUUUGUGUGCGCUUGAAUCUGUUUCCCCAAGUCAAGUGUGUGUUGCGCGCGCACGACUUGUGUGCAGCACAUGGCACAUGCUAUUCUUACGUCUAUGUUUUGUGUGUGUGCGCGCGCGUGUGACUGCAGUGUUAAGGUUUCUGUUUCCUCGGAGCGUGAGUACACUGGACCUGGAUCGAUGACCUACUCACGUGCUUGUCUUUUCCCUUUUUCUGUUUUAAUUUGGUGAGCGCUCUCCUCGCUGUGAGUGUACAAAAAAGCUCAGUGUUUUGUUACCUUCUGUUUUGCUCUUCCGAUCGUCUGCAAACAUGACUUCUAUCGUUCGCUUUCUGGAUUGUGAUCUUUCUUCACUCGUUUUCACGUCUGCUGAGACUUAGACUUGUGCUGAAGGCUGGCACGGAUGUCUAUACGCAAGAGGAAAAAAAUGUCAGCACAUGUCCAGCGACAUUGAAGUGGUGACCCCAUAGAUCCAUUCCUACCAGAAUGGGCUCUAACGGAAGAACUCAAGGGCGUAGCCUGCACACCAGAAUGUCUGGGGUGUUCUUCCACAAAGGCAUCUCCCGUCUCCACGCUGAAGAACUGCUGCUGCAGGAAGGCAUUGAUGGCAGCUUUCUGGUCAGAGACAGUGAGUCUGUGGUGGGCGCCUACGUCCUUUGUCUGUUAUUCCAGAAUCGAGUUCAUCAAUACCGAAUACUCCCUGACAAGGAUGGCAGGCUCUCAGUACAGUCUGAGGGAGACAUGCAGCCUCCGUCCUACACAGAUUUGCCCAGCUUGAUAACAUCGUACAUUGCCAAGGGAGAAAAGAAUGGUUUGGUAUGUGCCUUAAAAAAGCCAAUUUCACCUGAGGGUGCAGAGAUGGCAGAUGGAGACUCUGAGGAUGAUGAUUUUGAAGAUGCCAAGCAGACGCCAGAAAUAGAUGAUAAAAGUGGAAUCAUCAGACCUUUCAAGUUUGGUGUUCUCAAUAACUUUUCUAGACUUGACCUUUCAAGUUGUGAUGGUGAGUUUGUUGAUGCCAUGAAGGCCUAUGUAGAUGAGGGUUUGGAGAAAGAUGCCAAAACUUUUGGGGCUGAAGGAGGCAGGUACCCAAUGCCUGAGUUCCAGAAACUGUUAGCUAUAGCUGGGAAGGGGCUGCAAAGAGAGCUGGAUGUCUUCUUAUUAAAACUGUCAAUGUGUCAUGACAUGCUGAGCCAGGAAGAUGAUGACAAGACACACACUUCCAAUGCAGCUGACAGGUUGGGCUCCUACAUUGACUUCCUGGCUGCCAAACUCGAGACGUGUCGAACACACAUCUUAGCUUUAGAGAAAAAGGCUCAAGAAGUUGUCAAAGACAGUGCGAAGGUGGAGGAGUAUAACUACCCUGAUGUCUCUGAUGUGGGCACGCUCACACCACCCCAGCUUUUUCUCCCCUUGGGUCUACGACGGCACAGCAGCAUCAGCAUUCCGCUUUCCACUUUUGAGGUGAAAGUUUUAAAGCAUGGUAAAGCAAAUUAUAAACUGAAGCUGACAGUGGACAUCCACCAGGGAAGAUUUUAUGCUGUGAAACCUUCCAAGGAAAACUUGGACCACACAAACACUUUCCCUCAUGAUACAAUACUUCAACUAGUGAAGAACACUACAGACAACAGCAGGCUACAUGUUAUAUUUAGCAACAAGAAAAAGUACAACUACCAAUUCCAGAGUGUUCUAGAGAGAGAAAGUUUCUGUCUGCAGAUCCGACAGAUGAAAUCACUUCAUUCACAGGAACAGGAUGUGGACAAUGUCUCCAUUUUUAUUGGAACUUGGAACAUGGGCAAGUCAGCCCCAGUGGAAUCCUUAAAGUUUUGGCUCAAGUGUAAUGGUGAGGGUAAAAGUAAAGAUCGUACGUUGAGUCGUCUCCCCCAUGACAUCUAUGUGAUAGGCACACAAGAAAGUGGCAUGACAGAGAAGGACUGGAUCAACACCUUGAAAGCUGCUCUCAAAGCUGCCUUAAAUCUGGAUGCUGAAUUGUUGGAGUCCUGUUCUUUGUGGGGGCUCCGGGCUGUUAUCUUCAUCAAUCCAAAACAUCGCAAUAAAAUCAGUUACAUUCAGAAAUCCUCAGUGCGAACUGGAAUAGCUAAUGCCUUAGGUAACAAAGGAGCUGUGGCUAUAUCUUUCCUACUGAGUGGGACAUCGUUCUGUUUCAUCAAUGCCCACCUGGCCUCUGGUGAAGAAAGAUUGGAGAGGAGGAAUGCAAAUUUUAGAGAUAUUCUCAAAGGUUUAAACAUGGGGGCAAAGAAUUUGGAGAAUUAUGACAUCACUCACAAGUUCCAUCAUGUCUUCUUCUUUGGAGAUUUGAAUUACAGAGUUACUGGCCCUGUGGAGCAAAUUUUGUCCAGGCUUGAGAAGAAAGAGUUUGUGCCCCUACUUGACCAAGAUCAACUCAGAAGGUGCCAGUUUGAGAAAAAAGCUUUCUUUGGUUUCAGUGAGCCAGAGAUUACUUUCCUACCUACCUACAGACUUGAGCGCCACACACCAGGCUACAAGUAUGAUUGGAAGAAAAUUAAGACAACCACAGAAAGAAUCAACUCUCCAUCUUGGUGUGAUAGAAUACUCUGGCAUUCAUUCCCUGGAACCUUCAUUGAGAACCUGGCCUAUGGUAGUGUGGACAACUUGCUGAACAGUGACCACCGUCCAGUUUUUGGUUCUUUCACUGUUGGCAUUGCUUCACCGUUCAUCCAGAACAGAGCCUCACUGCAGGACAAUCUGAAUGUGAAGUUUGUGUUCAAAUCUGUGGAAGCUGAGAUCAAGACCAGCACCAAACAGUACUACAUUCUAGAGUUUUCUUCCUCAUGUCUCCCAGCCAAUCGUGGCCAGGACAUUAUCUGCUGUGAGUCCAACAAAAGAGUGGGAGAAAGCCAGAAGCCAGGCAUUAUCAAUAACCCAGUCUGGACAUGUGAUCAAUUACCUCAGUUGCGGCCCCUGUUCAGUGACAUAGAUUUCCUAGAAGAUCAACACAUACUCAUCGCUGUCAAAGGUGCCGGAGAAGAUCAUGAGUCUUAUGGGGAGUGUGUGAUUUCACUGAAGGAUAUGUUCACUGGGGAUGUGUGUCGCUUUGAAGCCACCAUGACUCACUUAGGGGAAGAAACAGGCAAACUCAAAGGAGAGUGGUAUGUGUCAACUGGAACUAGUGGUGCACUUGUCUCAAAGCCGAGCAGGAAGACUUAUGAAAUUGUGGCCUUAGAUACAGAGUACCAUGACCCUGAGGAUUUCAUUCCAUUAUCUCCCCCAUGCGACCCUGCACAGGCCAUGGGUGCCUCUUCUCAGACAUCACCAACUUCUGGAUUCAUCACCCACCCGUCAGAUGAGGACACCCCCCUGGACAUUCCUUCCCACUAUGUCAACCACAACAUUACAAGGAGAGUACCGUCUGACCCCGUUCCAGAAACACCAGCUGUCCAGGAUCCCCCGCCACUCCCCAACAAGCGCAACAAAAUGCCAGCGAUGGGAAGAAUAACAGAGAGAAGCUCAGACGGCCUGGUGUACUUCUCAGAUGUCGCCGGGGGCAUGGACCAAAGCUUAUGGACUAAACACACUCAAGCAAUACACGCACACCCUUUGUUGUCUAAGAAACCUGAAGCAGGCUCCUCACCAUCCCCACCCGCAGCCUCCAGACACAAGGUCAAGUCCAACAUGUACCCUCUUCCAGCAUUUAAUCAGGCCAUGAAGAAGUCAGAUUCAGAAUCUCCUCCACUGCGAAACUCACCACUUGCAGGUCAGCGAUUGGAGACUGAGAAUGUGUUCUCUCACAUGUCACCUAAACCUAAGUUGACGCCAACAGCUCCCCCUUUCCCUGAGACAGAGAAUAUCUAUCCCUCUAUUGCCAUUCGGCCUUAUGAAGAGCUGAAGAAGCCCACCACAGUGCAGGAUUGGCUGAAAGGACUUGGAUUGUCUGAAUAUACAUCCGCUUUCCUGCGCAGCGGCUGGGACUCUAUCGGGUCACUCUCCCAGCUGACUGCUGCAAGCAUCAUGAAGCUUGGUGUCAGAGAUGCGGAGCACAGGAUGAGGAUACUGAACAGUGUCAGGGACAUGAAGGGUCAAUCCACAUGACCAGUCUAGACAUUGGUUGAUGUUAAGAAGAACUUGUGUGAUUGAAUAACUAUUUUGGGAACUGACCAAUGAGGAACAGAGUGCAAUAAAUUAUUAACACUUGGAGAGCCUGUAACAAGAAAUGAUAUUCCAUGAGACUAAGAAUGAAUCAGAUAUGGGAUUCAAAAAUUUUUUUUUUAAUGCUGAUGUACAAACAUUUCCUCAACUUAUACAGCCUACAGUAUUUUUGUCUUUGUCAUACUGUAAUCCUCCAUAGACUGGACAUUCAUAUCCAUAUACAUUAUUUAUGUAUAUUUCCAUCCUGUAUGUGUUACACUGUGACUUGCUGGAACAGAUCUUAAGUUUUUCAGCCAUUCAUAUUAUUGAAGGAUUUGGUUCUCUGCUGAAAGCAAUACGUCAGCUUCUUAUGGGUUUUUUUUUUUUGUAUGAAAUCUGGAUGUGUCAGUGUACACACUGUGAGAAUCUCUAAUGUAAAUAAUGCUGACUGUUGAUGCCCACAUUUGAGGUUCAUAUAGCUGCUAAUGUUGCCUACAGAAGUGCAGUUGUAAUUUUGUCAUUCUGUCCACAGUUGUUGCAUCCUUGCUGUGCAAUCAAUCUCUUAUAAGUUUGAUACAUACAGCAAUAUCUUCACAGCCAUCCCCCUACCCCCUCCACUUACCAUUCCAGCAUGCUCCCCCCCCCCUCUUUCUCCUCUACCCCAAUUUUGAAAUGUGAUUUUUUAAUUUUUUUUUUUUGCAUGCAAGAGUGCAAGAUGACAUUAUUUUAAAAGUGUCACUUAAAAGCUUUCAUCUCCAGCCCCCCAACCCUGUUCCUUGUGCCUGUUGAAGUGAGUUGUGUUACUAGCAUAUAGAAAUAGAAGCAAAGAUGUGAUCAUUCAAAUGAUAGACUUCAGAUCAUUUUUUGUUUGUUUUGUUUCUGUAAGAGAAGAGAUGUUCAAUUAAGACAUUCACAUUAUGAACACAGUGAUAAUUACCUCAUACAGAGCAAUAAAGUCUGGGUUUAACUCCUUGAAUCUGGAGAUUUAUAUCGCACUGUAUUUCGUGCCUAAAUUGUCUGAAAGUUGUAGUGUAACCUCUUGUGUUAGCUUACUUAGGUUUUGUCUGGCCAAACAUUUUGGAGGACAUCCGACUGGUCUUAGUGUUUGGUUACUUUGUGUGGUCUAGUGCCCAUUUGAUUACACCUAUAUCUCCCCACCCAAUCAAGAGAUACUUGACUUAUGACAUUGGUUUGGUUGUUCUUCUAAAAAUUCCAUCAUCAUAAAAUGUUUGUAAACUCUCUGGAAAUCAAUGUUAGCUAAGUCUCUGGAGUAAAUACUUGCCAACUAUAUUCAAGUUUAAGAUCCUUUGGUAGGACUGUUUGUUUGCUGUCGUGACAGCAGAGCUAAUACUUCAUACAGGUUUACAGUCAUGUUUAUUGUAUGCUUGACAACUUUUAUUUCUACAUUUGUCAAAAUAUCCUAGACAAGUGUCUGCCUUGAUUAGCAGCUCUAACUUCAUUUGUUCCACCUGUGUUUGAUGUCUUAUGCUUGUUAAUAUACUUUUUGAAUAACAAUAAAAUGACACAUUUUACACCUUUCUACAAUUACAAAAAUUACCUAAUUCAACCAUUUUAGAUUGACAAACUGCAAAUACCAAGAGUGUUCAAUUUCUUUUAAUUCUGCUUGCUUUAAUUUUUUUUUUUUUGCUUCUGCAUCUCUACAAGUUCAAUCAUUCCAUUAUACAGUCUCAGUGCUCUCUGUCUGCUAGACUCUGACUGACUUAUUUCAAGUUCUCAAUCAUAUUCCUGCAGCCUCAGUCCACUUAAAAUUAAAGAGAUUUUUUAUGUGAAUGUGUGCAUCUCACCAAGACCAAUCAUUUAGAAGGCCUGAGCACUGAUCUGCUAUCGCAACCUGUGGGCAGUUUAGACCAAUAGCACAUUGGCAUGUCACAGGUCCAAUGUUAAAACUUGUGACACGGCAACGAGCUAUUGGUCUAAACUGACGGUUGCUAUGUCGCAGGUCACUGUUCAGGUCUACUAUAAAGAUUCUGUUUGACUGCCCCAGACUUGCUGAUCUCCGUCUCGACAGGUCUGGGAAACCCAAAAUUCUCGAACUGUAUGGCGACAUUUAUGCACUACGCAAGACAGCAGGGUUUCUGUCCAGGGCUUUAGCAAGAGAGGAUUUGAGCCUCUCAAGCCCUCACUCUAAUGGAGUUUGAUGAUGAUGACUAUAAAGAUUGGACAUUUUGUUUUCCACAUUCCAAAGUCCAACUUAGGAUCAAGGAAAAUAAAACUUAGCUACAAGGCCAUUCUUUCUUAUUAGAAAUCAUUUCAUCCACUCAUUUGUAACAAAGCAUACUUGUUAGUCUGUCAGUCACGGAGCACUGAUAUCGAGUUUUGUUCAGUGCAAUUAUUGUUAUUGAUUAAAGGGAGAUCACAAUCAUUGUUGUUGAGAAUGGGAGAUCAGAUUAUUUAUGCUAUGGGAAUAUGAUGUAUAUCGAUUUUCCUUUUUUUUUUUAAAUGUUCAGAAGUUGGUGUUGUAUGUUGCAAAUGUUCCAAUCCAUUGUGGUUCCCAGGGUUGUCAUAAUAAGACCAUGUCUCUCCUUUUGUUUUGUGUCUGUGAUAUAACAAACAGCUGACACCUUGUUUUGUUAUUGUACAAUAUUGUGUAUUUGUAAUAAUGAUUUACUGCUUUUUGGUGUGUGUCAUCAACUCAUCGAGGGUUUCAUCCAACAGACCUCAUGCUUUACAGCUGUAUGUUGAUAUUAGCUACAAUACACAUUUGUAUAAUCUUAUUGUUGCAAUAGUUGUUUUUUUUUAUACCAAUAUUAUUGUUAGGCUGUCAUUUUAAGCAUAAUAGAUUCGUAUGAAUGUUUAAAUUAUUUGAUUUUUUUUAGUUUUUUUUUAAUUUUAUAUACAUAUAUGUUUUGGCUUUCUUCAGCAGAAGAAAAUGUCCAAAAAAAUCUGUUGAUUUGUUUUGUGGAUACUUUUUGUUCUGAUUAUUUAUUAAAUCUAAUUAUUUACUUUUAUGCUUCUUUUUUUUUUUUCAAUUAGACUUUUACAACUUUUUUUUUUCUCCCAUUUUGUUUCCAAUGAUUUGAAAUUAUUCUUGUGGCUGUUUUAUUUUCUUUAGAGCUUACUCGGGUCCGUUUUGCUUUUGUUGACAAUUGACUUUUCUCUGGCAUAAUAUUUGUGCACAAAGAGCUAUGUUGUCUCUUCUCUUACUGGGGGAAUCCAAUAGUACUGCAGAUCACAGCCAAAAGAUUAUCUGCAGAGAAACAAAUGUUUCUAAAAAUUCUUUUUUUUUUUUUACAUAUUGUCAAUCAAAACUAGUUACUAUGACCAAUUGUAUCAUGUGGCCAGCACAACAACCAACCACCUUUACUUUCAACAACUAAUGUCAGGUACAAGUAGAGUUGGGAGGACUCGGGUCCAUCCUAAAAAAUCCAGAAAUUAAAAAUCCUAAUCUUCUCUGAGAUUCAAACCUGACACCCCCCCUUGGUUCACAAGUCAAACACUUUAUCACUCAGCCACCACAUCCUCUUUAUAUCAUCUACAAUAAAGCUUGCAAAGUCUGAAAUGGCUUUUUUAAAAAUCUCCAAUCAUAUAAAAAGUUAAAAAAAAAAAACAUCAAUGACCUCCAGACCCAAGUACUUUAUCUGUUAGCCACCAUGCAGCUUGUCAUUCUCUACUACUUGCAUAAUCUUUUAAACAGUUUUACCCUGAAGGUUGAUGACAUUUAGUCUAUUGAGGUUAAAAUAUCAAUUAAGGCUCUAUUGUGGCUUCUACAUUUCUCCACCAAACUAUCUCAACGCUUUCUUUGCACAAUCUUGUAUGCAUAAUUAUUACAAUGUCAUUAUUAUAAUUCAUUUUUUGUCCAUGCGGUGAUCAUAUUGACUUGAAAGCUGUGACAAUUUAGUGAAUGCAUUUUGACACAAAGCAAUGCGGUGAACUAAAGCAAAGUGUUCAGAUUGGGUAACAUUUCUCAAAGACUCUUGUGUGUGUUCUUCAAGAUUUGAAAUUAGUCUUGAAAUAAUGUUAAAAACUUCUCCCUAAAAUUAAAACUUUUUUUAGUUUGUUCUGUUUU